Suillus fuscotomentosus is the source of this 1212-nucleotide messenger RNA. RefSeq lists its product as uncharacterized. The coding region runs from base 1 to 1212 and encodes 403 amino acids. The record is from RefSeq and is a predicted model, not a curated record. NCBI's taxonomy places the organism in Eukaryota, Fungi, Basidiomycota, Agaricomycetes, Boletales, Suillaceae. The transcript is spliced from 4 exons.
AUGAGCAGCGACGAUGGAGUAGACGCGUCUGGAUCGUUUUUCGCCUCCGUUGACACGAAGGACAACAUAAUCGGAGAGGGAAAUGAUAAUUCUUCACUCAUCAAACCUUGCAGCAGGCAUCCCGUUACCUCACUUUCAUCUUUUCUGCCAGCAGAAAUCCUAGCCCUGAUUUUACAACCAAGAUGGAAGCGGUGCGAGGAUAGAGAAGUCUGGAAAAAGAUAGUGGAUGUCUUGCUCAACUGCAGUCUUGUAUCGAGGGCCUGGUAUGAGGCUGCAAGAGCAGUUCUAUACCAGGAUAUUCGACUGUCUCGAGUCAACUCCCUUCGCCUACUUCUUUGCACCGAGACUGGCUCCCUGUACUUCACCAGCAACAUGCCUCUCCCCAAGUACCCAUAUUUGAGGGAGCUCAAAGUAUCUGGGCAGGACCUCUACCUCAUCGCCCCUCUUUUAUCGCGUCUAUGCAAUCUCGAGUCCUUUGAGAUGCUUCAGAGUCACAAUGGGGACGAUCUCCUGGAAUACUUUUCGCCACCUCACUUCAAGCUUUUGACUUUAUCGAUAUCUCAAACAGAGUUGUCUCCUGGCCUGUGUAAAUGGCUCGAAUCAAGUUUAAAGAGCAUAAAAUGCUUGGAGGUGCAGGAAAUAGGGAUGAGCCUGUGCCACUUGGCCAAGGUCAUUGGAAGUCUUGUAAAGGAAGUCCACGUCAAAAUUAUGGUCGAUUCUAUAGCGGACAGUGACUCUGAGACUAUCUCAGCAUUAUUUGCGUUCGCGGGCUUGCGAAGACUUCGCAUCGAUGGAUCGAAAAUCAACAAAGAGUGUUUGCUUGAUCUACGAUUGUCAUUGGAGACAUUCACAUUCUCUGAGGACAUAUUAAGCAUGCGUACUGUGCUGGUGCUGCUAUGUAUGAAUUGGCAACCCUCCUUACGAUUGCUGGACGUUUAUCGCAUGCCAAUGAGCAUUUACUUCUCCGAGCAGUGGAUCGCUACGGCUGCAGAAUAUAGGGAUGAGUUACACAGCACAUGCGUCGCUCGCGGUAUCCAGUUGAACUGGCUCCCCCAGAAGAAUGAUACCGGAUUGCGAUCUGGUACACAGCUAUACAGAGUUCACAUUAUAUUAGGCUUAGAUGCCAGCGUGCCACAUGCACUGACAGACAUAGAUACUGUCGAAGCAACAACAGCGAUGAGCAUGGAGAAACGUGUUCCCUGUACAAGGUGA